AUGCCAUACAAGAUCUAUGAGAGGCUUAAUCUAGGUGAUCUCUCCCCUACUUCUAUGUCAUUGCAACUAGCCGAUCGUUCGGUUAUGUAUCCUUUGAGUAGGGUUGAGGAUGUCCCCCUCGUUAUCGGCAAGCUUACCUUUCUUGUUGAUUUCUUAGUCUUGGACAUUGAUGAGGAUGCCCACACCCCUAUUAUUUUAGGGAGGCCAUUCUUGGCCGCCAAGGGCGCCCUUAUUGAUGUUCAAGGCGGGCUUAUCACCUUGAAGGUGGGGGGCACCAUGGCAAGUUUUAAGCUUCCUCAAGGUGAAGGAUAUUUUUCAAACAUGUCAAGUUGCAUGAAAGUCGAUACUAUUGCUUGCAUUGUUGCUAACCCUUCGAACGACUUUUAUGUUUCUAAGUGUGGUAUUGAGCUUGAUGUCACCACCAUUCCCGAGAUAUUUGGGGUGAAAUUAGAUGAUGGUGUUAAGGCCACACCUUCCAAAGUGAUGCAUAAACCGGGCAAGAAGGCCAAGAAGGCCAAGAGAGCCACGGAGAAGUUUAGUGGAGGUUGGCUUGGUUGCGUCACAAUGUGUGGUGGCGUUGAUAAAGUGUUUGUGCCCAAAGGGGCUAAGGAAAGUUUCUUGACAAGUGAUGAUCCAAAACAGAGUGCAUAUGACCCCCCAUGA
Messenger RNA from Spinacia oleracea (spinach), 663 nucleotides. RefSeq lists its product as uncharacterized. Bases 1 to 663 code for a protein of 220 amino acids. The record is from RefSeq and is a predicted model, not a curated record. The transcript has 2 exons. Lineage: Eukaryota; Viridiplantae; Streptophyta; Magnoliopsida; Caryophyllales; Amaranthaceae.